AUGGCUAUUGAACUUUACGCUUUCCCAUCUCCAAACAACUUCAAAGUUGCAAUCACCUUAGAAUUAUUAGGUCUUGAGUACAACUUACACAAAGUCUCUUUAAUGACUGGUGAACAACGUUCAGAAGAAUACCUUAAAAUUAAUCCAUUUGGUUUAGUUCCAGCUAUUAAAGAUGGUGAAACUGUUAUUGGUGAUUCUACAAACAUUGUACAAUAUCUAGUUUCAAAAUAUGAUAAAGAUGGUAAAGUUGCUAAAUUUACUGAAUCAUCAUCAGAUUAUUGGAAAUAUAAUCAAUAUUUAUUCACUUACGCUGCUGGUUUAUCAUCAGUCCAAGAUAAAGUUUUCCUAUUUGGUUUCGUUUGUAAAGAUCAAACAGAUGCUAUUGAAAUCUUGAAAGCUCAAUUGAAAACUCAAUAUGCUGCAUUAGAUAAGAUUUUAUCUUCAAAUGGUACUGGUUAUACUUUUGGUGAUCAACUUUCAAUUGCUGAUUUAGUUACUUUACCACAAGUUCGUUCUGUUGAAAAAUUUGGUAUUGAUUUAAAUGAAUUCCCAGCUGUUAAAGCUUUUAAAGAAAAAUUCGAAAAUGAAGCUUUUGUUAACGCUGCUUAUGAAAAAGUCCAAGCUUUAGGAUUCUAA
Molecule: messenger RNA, 636 nt
Organism: Hansenula ciferrii
Lineage: Eukaryota; Fungi; Ascomycota; Saccharomycetes; Phaffomycetales; Wickerhamomycetaceae
Product: glutathione S-transferase family protein
Exons: 1
Coding region: 1-636 (211 amino acids)
Source: RefSeq, a predicted model, not a curated record